Messenger RNA from Armigeres subalbatus, 1310 nucleotides. RefSeq names its product trypsin 3A1-like. Lineage: Eukaryota; Metazoa; Arthropoda; Insecta; Diptera; Culicidae. The record is from RefSeq and is a predicted model, not a curated record. Gene Ontology annotation, biological process: proteolysis. The transcript is spliced from 5 exons. The coding region runs from base 204 to 1067 and encodes 287 amino acids. Gene Ontology annotation, molecular function: serine-type endopeptidase activity.
CUUGACUCGUCUUGUCAACUGACGAGUUCGAUUUUUGAGUACCGACAACGCCGCCGCCGCCACCGCCCGUGAAAAAAAAAAUCGCGUUCCAUUCUUGCUUUUUUACUACGCAAAACAGUCACCCUCGGUCGGAUCGCGACAUCGCCUGGCGCGGUUUUCGAUUUAGAACACAUUACAGACACGUGAUAACAGUUCCCGUAAGGAUGCAGAUAGUACUGCUGUUGAGUUUCAUAUCCUUGGUGCGCAUUACGGUGGCAGUUUCGGCGGCACGUAACGGAAGCUGCAAUUGCGUUUGCGGUGUCAAUGGUCGAUCGAAUAGGAUCGUCGGUGGAGAGGAAACCAACGCCCACGAAUACCCAUGGUUGGCAGGACUUUUCCGCCAAGGGAAGCUGUACUGCGGUGCUUCGGUCCUCACCAAGAACUAUUUAAUCACUGCGGCGCAUUGCGUUAACUCCUUCGAGCCAAAUGAAAUCAGGAUAUACCUUGGUGGACACAACAUUGCUAAGGACUACACUGAACUACGGCGAGUGAAGCGAAUCGUCGAUCAUGAGGACUUUGACAUUUUUACGUUCAACAAUGACAUCGCUUUGCUGGAAUUGGACAAACCCCUGCGUUAUGGACCCACAAUUCAACCUGCGUGCCUUCCGGAUGGAGGCGAACAUGAUUUCACGGGGUCGUUGGGAAUUGUUGCCGGUUGGGGACGCAUCGAGGAGAGACUACCACCAUCAAAGACGCUUCGAUCGGUUAUGGUACCGAUCUGGUCCCAGCAGCAGUGCUUGGAGGCAGGGUACGGCAGUAAAAAGAUUUCCGAGAACAUGAUGUGUGCUGGUUAUCACGAUGGAAAGAAAGAUGCUUGCCAGGGUGACAGCGGUGGUCCUAUGCAUAAAAUGGGCAAUGCUGGUAGUAUGGAGGUGAUCGGAGUGGUGUCCUGGGGUAGAGGAUGUGCUCGGCCCAACCUUCCUGGUAUCUAUACCAGGAUCGUUAACUACUUGCCAUGGAUUCACGACAAGCUUGAAGGAGAAUGCCUUUGCAUGCCACGGGAUGUCGCUGCCAGAAGCGAGCAAUGAUGUAGGCCAGACUUGAUAUGAUCUCAAAGUGUAUUUUAAUACAUGUAUGCCAUCCUAGAAUUGUGGAAUAUGCAGUAGUGCAACAGUCAGCAUAAAACCAGGAUUUGAGCAGGUUAAUUUAUUUAUUUAUUCUAGUCAGAAACAAUAGAUUUAGUAAACACCAUUAUUCGUAAGAAGGAAAACAAAAAGGGAGCUAGUUACUUUACCAAAAAUUUUAUAGGUUUAUCUUAAAAUACAUUUUCU